UGAAGCAAUUCACAUUCUCAUAUCCUAUUAUACGUGUGGGGUGCCAAAUCACUGAGCUUCAAGCUUAUUCUACACCUCGAUGACAUUUGAGUGAUCGUAAGAGCGAAAUAUGAGGGGAUUCCUGCUCUUGGCUUGGCUGCCCUUUCUUGCAUGCCCCGUGACCGAUGGUCUUGAAAUGUGUCCUCCAUCGGAUGCAAUUGCACCCUGUGCAUGCGUCAUCUAUUCUACUGAGGACAUCGAUAUCGACUGCAUGAAUGCGGAAACAGCGGAGGACAUAUAUCGUGCCUUCAAUGAUGUCACUUGGGACUUCAAGGAAAUGCGCUCGUUGAUUGGGGAGUUACCAGAAGGAGUGUUUGCAGACGUCUCCUUCCAAGAGUUCAUACUCUAUGACAAUAUUCACCUCCAGAGUAUUCAUUCCUCUGCUCUUCUCCCGUCGAUAGAACGACUAGAAGUGCUACAUGCAGGAGGGUCCCACCGGCUCCAUUUAUUCCCGUUUGAAAUCCUUCCGCAAAUGACAGCAUUGAAGGCACUCUACUUUGGAUGGACUAACUUCCCUGAGGUCCCGAUCCUCCGCAGCAACAGCCUGGAGACUUUGAAUUUCUGGAACAGUCCAAUCACUUCUUUGGGGAAGGAAGCCUGGUCCAUGCCCAAUCUAAAGUCCUUCAUCCUUGGGAAGAACCGCUUGAGGGAGCUUCCACAGGGGCUGGUGACCAGCAUGGAAAAAUUGGUCACCUUCCAGUGCAACGAGAACCAUCUGGGACCCCACCUUCAAGCAGACUAUUUGGAGUUCAAAAGCCCCGACCUCGCCACUGUGAAUCUGGACGGAAACGACAUAUCCACCCUCGCACCGGGCGCCAUCACCGGUCUGGGUGCCAACACGACCCUCAGUCUCUACCGGAAUUCCAUCGAGUUCCUGGAAGAAGAGUCCUUCCGACCCAUCGUGGAGGUCAUGGUUUCUGGGACUGGGACAUUGAAUGUCAGAGGUAAUCCCUUGGCCUGUGGCUGUGAAAUUCUUUGGCUGGUCACGAAUGAACCAUUUCGACCGAAAGUUCUGGGAACUUGCAAGGACGAUUAUAUUCAACUGCAAGAUUUGGAUCCUCAGCCGUUCCUUGAUCUCUGCACUGUCGGAUAAUCCCCUUCACCCAUGAAAACCUGAAAGGGACAAAUAAACGACGCAAGAUGCAUGACAUGUCUUAGAACUACUCAAUGGCGGCGUGCUCUGAGUUAACGUAGAACGGGG
Molecule: messenger RNA, 1240 nt
Organism: Darwinula stevensoni
Lineage: Eukaryota; Metazoa; Arthropoda; Ostracoda; Podocopida; Darwinulidae
Source: the annotation of a GenBank genome assembly